AUGGCACCCGCGCGCGAUGAAAAGUUCCUACCAGAGGUUUGGAGUCUUUACUCAGUUGGUGCAUUAUGGCUUGUUAUUAGGUUCGCAGUGCGCCUUCGUACUGUUGGAGUAACGGGGCUGCAACUUGAUGAUGGCUUCGCGUUCAUUGCACUGUUCGCCUGGACCUACACGUGCGCCGUAACAGAAAUAAUGUAUCACACUGGAACGAAUGCCGACUACUCUGCAGCUGAGAUAGCUCUAUUCGACGAUGACAAGUUUGCAGAAGUAGAGUUUUCAAGCAAACUCUUCCUAGGCUCUUGGUACGCCUACAUCGUUCUAAUCUUUAGUCUCAAAGGUGUCGUCGUAAUGCUCUACCGGCGAAUAUUCCUGGAGCUCUGGCAAGUGUACAUGCUACGGUUCACUAUAUGUCUAUGCUUGUCAGGAUUCACGGCCACCACACUGGCUUUGAGCCUCUCAUGCCUGCCAUACCACCAAAGAUGGCAGUUAGUUCCACAUCCACCUCUGGUAUGCACCGCGUCACCGAAAAUACUCAUUCUUGCAAGCUGUCUUAACGCUACGACAGAUAUUUUUUUGCUUAGUAUACCGGUUCCGCUUCUUUGGCAGUUAAGCAAGCCUCUGUAUAUUCGGCUUAGUAUUUUUGUCCUUUUGGCCUCUGGUCUCUUCGUUCUCGCAGCAUGUAUAACUCGUGUAUCACUCACUGUCGUACCCAACAUAUUUGUUCUUAAUAUUGCGCGCUGGGGUAUACGAGAGUUCUGCAUCGCCAUUGUUGCUGUUAACAGUGCCUGUCUGCAACCUCUAUUCCACAGAUCGUUCUGGGCCAUUCGAGGACCUCAUCCAGCAAACCGGAGUAAUAGAAACUACGUCUUCGCAUCUGCACAGCGCGCCCGUCAACGCUUUACGAAAGCGAGGAACCGCAGCCAUAUUCUAGACUCUAUAUCUGCAGACGUAUCCAUCAGCAAUGCAUCUAUGAAACACGCAACUAUGAAACAAGAAUAUGUGGGCAAGAUCAAUGUCUCGGAGGAUCCAAGACAUGGAAUGAUUUCGAACCAACCACGAAAUGAUCAGAACAGCAGUGGAAUGGAAAAUGUAUCAGCCAUUAAGGGCUUAGAAGAGCUUGAUAUAGAAAAAGGCGAAGCAUCGCUGGCAAGACAGCCUGAACAGACAGUGGUAGGUUGCUAUUCGGAAGAUUUAGGGUGA
Messenger RNA from Bipolaris victoriae FI3, 1197 nucleotides. RefSeq lists its product as hypothetical. The coding region runs from base 1 to 1197 and encodes 398 amino acids. The transcript is spliced from 6 exons. The record is from RefSeq and is a predicted model, not a curated record. NCBI's taxonomy places the organism in Eukaryota, Fungi, Ascomycota, Dothideomycetes, Pleosporales, Pleosporaceae.